UUCUAUCGAUCCUUUACACAAAAAACGGAAUGUGGACAAUGUUACCCUUAACACAUAUAACGGAACCUUUCUUUGUCAGAAGUUCGCCUCAAAAGCAAAAUUUUUGGACCAUGGCAACUCUUAUAGAUUUCAUCCACUUGAAGAUCACGAAAAAGAGAAAAUCUCCUCUUUUGAUCUCAAUACCAUGGAGUGUGCUAACCAUUACAACGUCAUUAUAGAUGAGUUGAAUUCAAGAACACUUUUUCGGAAUUACCCUCUUUUUGUCUCUAGAUGGCGCUUUCUUCUUAUAUUUGCAAUAAUUCUGUUGACUGCUAGCAUUUUUGUCGGUUUCGAACUCAUCCUCCAAGAGGGUACUUGGUUCAUUGUCCUUAUUUUGACUGGAUCCAUUCUUGGCGCCCUGAUUUGCCCGUGUUCUUUGUGUUUCAUGUAUUUUUGUAGGAAAAAUUUGUCAUCAUCUGUUCGCAUCGUCGUGUUUCGUCUGAAUGUAAAGUUCUACCAGAAAAGUAAAUGUUUGAUUUACUACGAUGACAGCACCGUCUUGAAGCCCAGUCUGAACAUUUUUAAGUAUGAUACCACUGAAUGCAGAAAUUAUGUCUGUCUAAUGCUGAAGAAAAAGAGACCGACGAUGAAUGAAAACGAUAUAAGGAAAACUGCAGAUGACUUGAUUGAGGAAAAGUUGGAGGAUUUGCAACAGAGAAAUGGCUUAAUAAACUGGACUUCCCUACCUGAGAGUGCCAGUAAGCGACAUAGGACGAGAAACUACAGAGCUUGCCUGUGCGAAAUGGUGGAGGAUAGUAUUAACAAAGAAAAUGAGGGGACUUAUAGCAAUAGAGGCACUAUUGAAGUCUAAAUUUAGUUUAAAGAAACCGGAGAAUCUCAUGAAUUAUCUAGUCUAAAUACUAAGGCAUUUGCAUGACAGUUUACUUAACAGUAUCAAAUUUUGGCAUUUCUAAUCAACAACAACAAAAAAAAAAACAUUA
Saccostrea echinata is the source of this 980-nucleotide messenger RNA. RefSeq lists its product as uncharacterized. NCBI's taxonomy places the organism in Eukaryota, Metazoa, Mollusca, Bivalvia, Ostreida, Ostreidae. The transcript has 7 exons. The coding region runs from base 185 to 850 and encodes 221 amino acids. The record is from RefSeq and is a predicted model, not a curated record.